Messenger RNA from Truncatella angustata, 1902 nucleotides. RefSeq lists its product as uncharacterized. Lineage: Eukaryota; Fungi; Ascomycota; Sordariomycetes; Amphisphaeriales; Sporocadaceae. The record is from RefSeq and is a predicted model, not a curated record. The transcript is spliced from 2 exons. Bases 1 to 1902 code for a protein of 633 amino acids.
AUGGAUUCUCGGUUCCCCGUCUUUCGUGAAGAAUUGUACAAUGUCCAGAUGGACGUGAAACAGCUUGCGCAUGUCCAGAGCAGUCAUGCCGAGAGACUCGCCCGACUCGAGAAGCACCAAGCAAACGAGUCGGCCAUGAAGUCUGCUUGGAACUCACCCUUCCCUAGCGCUAUCGGAGGCACUCCGCAGCACGGCCCUAUUCAAAUGCCUACAGACGACCUCUUUGAUGAUUUCGACGAGGAACAGGGUCAAAACUUGCUGGGAAGUCUGCAUCUCGAUGCCGAGGAAGAACCUGUCAGACGUGGUGCCGCCUCGAGAGCGAACAGUGUUCGCUUCGACGAGAGCGCUCUUCAGGGUUCCAGCUGGGCUCAGAAUGGACGACAAUCAGGUGAAUUCGUUCCUAUAAGGCCAGGCAGUGGCAUGGGAAACAUGAUGGAACGAACGCUUUCUCACAAGUCCGAUGGUCGACACAGCUCUGCCGGUUAUUCUGUACAUUCGGUCCACUCCCACCAUUCCAUAGCGUCGGGUCGUGGCAGUAGUAUUGGGUUGGAUACCAAUUACGCAACAACCGGUUCUGAGGACGAUUCACCUAUUGACACUCCAGCACCACCUCCAGGCUUCUUCAUCCUUGGCUCCGUGCCAUCCAUCGUUCGUUGCUGGUUGACUACCAACUUUGCUCACGAGACGCUCCUAUAUGCUGAUAUAUGCACUGGGUCUCAGCAGUCCGUGCUUGAAUACUCCCUGAUCAAGGAAUUGGAUCUGGCAGAUGAGGUGCACAAGGAUCUCGACGGUGUACACCGCAUUCGUCUCCCUGUCUACCUAACCGAAGCGACUGUCACACAUCCAAGCUCAAGAAAUGUUAUUCCUGCGCCGCAAAUGCCAAAUCUAGUUGCCAGCUUCGAAGUCAUCGGACUUGAACAGCUAGAGAGUGCCGAGCUGAAAAAGAGCAUAAGAAUAUUCAUUGGAAGUGAAACGCUGAGGGAGCACUCAGCUGAUAUCCUGUUUUCUCAGAACCGCAUGACCCUAUACGGCAGCGAACGGGAGAAGUUGUCUGUGCCAUUUGUCCGUCCGGAGGAUCAGAGCACCUUUAAGCAUAUUCGCACAGUGGCCGUGUUGCCUGAGAAGCCGAGACUGAAUGCCACCGCACGACCGUUUGUUCUGGGUGACUCGAAGGCACCGUCAGGCACAGAUGUUCCAGUCAAUGGAGUCGGCGAGGACGACGCUCACGGCACGCCUAUCCUGGGUUUGCAAUCUCCGCCGUCUGAGACUCCAAGCAGACCAAUCGCUGAACGAGUUCCGAGCAAUUUCUCUGAUGUGGUAGAUGAUGGAGAGAAGCAGAGCAGAGAGGAGAUUGGAGGUGUCGGGGCAGCCAGCCAGGAUCACUCUGUCUCAGGUGACAACCAAAGUGAGACGCCCAGCGAUUUUCAGCGUCAGGAAUCGAGUGCAAGCGGUAUUUGGUCGUCGUGGAGGCAAGGCGCUUCUGCAAACAGCUCUGACCCGAAAGAGAAUGCGUCGCUCAGUGGAUAUCAGCCAGCCGGCCGAGCACGAAAUAUGAAAGUUCUGAAACCCAGCAAAGCGAGCGCUUCAACCUCUGCUCGAACGGGGGCUGCUUACGAGCCGCCACCGCCGAGACCAAGUGGUGAGAAUCGUCGCAAGAGCCAACCCCUGGAGAACAUUCCUCCCGGCGUGCUCAGAUGGGGCAAGUCAGAUCGUGCACCUGCCAUUGGGUCCGAAAGAACAUCGACCGCUUCGUCAGAAGCCAAGCCAGUAACUAUAUUGUCUCGUGAGACACGCAGCGUAUCGUCCGCAUCCCGAACCUCUGCGAACCCAUUGGGUGGUGCGUCGGCAUUUUCGUUCCUCACGCCCAUGAAUAAGCCCAAGUCGUCGACCACUGCUGAGUGA